GGUAGGAAUUGUAAGACUUUGAUUAAACUUCCAUCGCUGGUUAAUAUGAGACAUGAAAGGUAAAUGGAGUAGCAACACGCUACUUAGUUUUCAACUACCUUUUUUUUGAUUUGAUGUGUUGGAUUAUUUAAAAUCUUACUGUAAGUACUUUGACAUAUUGUUUAAGUUUGGGUCGUUCUGAUUUUUUAAUAAGUACUUGUAAGAUAAUCAACUGUCGGUGAAGAAACAUGGGUGGCUUAUCGGAAGAAGAACAGCAGUUGCCAUUAGUGGGAAGCUUUUCUUCACCCGAUGCAUCAGGAGAACAAAUUGAAAGAACUGUUGCAUCUCAUUUGUUUUCCUUGAAGGGACCAUAUGGACUGCUCUGGCAUAUAUUAUAACAGGAGUGAUAGGAGCAGGAGUGCUAUCUCUAGCAUGGAGCACAGCUCAACUAGGAUGGAUUGCAGGCCCAUUAUGCAUUUUAGCAUUUGCUGGUGUCACCAUUGUUUCUUCGAAUCUUCUUGCUGAUUGCUAUCGAUACCCAGAUCCUGAAUUUGGUCACAUCAGAAUUAGGUCCUACAUUCAAGCUGUGAAAUUUUAUUUAGGUGACAAGAGCAAAAACAUAUGUGUAGUACUGGCUCAAGAAAGCUUAUGGGGUACUGGAGUUACCUAUACCAUUACAACUGCUAAAAGCAUAAGUUUGUGGGCUGAAGAGACAAGAGAGAGGUGCCAUCCUAAUGCAAGCAAAUAGAGCAGUUGAAACAAAGGCUCACUGGUGUGACAUAAUAGAUAUCAAGAUUCUUCUGUUGGGUUUACUUUACACCUAAAACACAAUUGCUAGUCAAUUAGUACGUCCACUGAACCACUUGCAGCAGCCAAUGUGGAAAAAACAUAUGCUUUUCUAGCCAAGCACUAACAGGAAAAUGCCAAUGUGAAUUGUGACACAUGCUCAUAGAAGGGUCACUCUUAAAAAUUACAUCUACAGAUAUACGAAUUCUCUUCAGUCCAUACAUCGGUUGUAAACUUUCACCAAAACUUCAUCACCAAGUGCAAAUCAGAUAAACAUGGCAGUUGAUCACUCUCCAGAACUACCUAAUAGUUCCUGUGAUGAUGAUGAUGGGCAGAUAAGAACUGGAACUUUAUGGAGUUGUACUGCACAUAUAAUUACUGCUGUUAUUGGCGCUGGGGUUCUGUCUUUGGCAUGGAGUACUUCGCAGCUGGGAUGGAUAGCAGGGCCUGUUGCGUUGUUUUGCUUUGCAUUCAUCACCUAUGUUUCUGCUUUCCUCCUUGCUGAUUGUUACAGGUCUCCUGACCCUGUAAAAGGAAUUCGAAACCGUACUUACAUGGAUGCUGUUAGAUUGAAUCUUGGCGAAAUUCAUACAUGGUUUUGUGGUUUGCUUCAAUAUCUGAGUUUUUAUGGGACUGCUAUUGCUUAUGUUAUUACUACUUCAACCAGUAUGAGAGCAAUUCAAAAGUCAAACUGUUACCACAAAGAAGGGCAUGAUGCUCCAUGUGCAUAUGGAGACACCACAUAUAUGCUUAUCUUUGGAGCUUUUCAGAUUUUUGUUUCACAGAUUCCAGAUUUUCAUAACAUGGAAUGGCUUUCAAUUGUAGCAGCAAUCAUGUCCUUUACCUAUUCUUUCAUAGGAUUUGGACUUGGCUUUGCAAAAGUGAUAGAAAACGGGACGAUUAAGGGGAGUUUAACUGGAGUACCUGCUUCUAACAUUGCUGACAAAUUAUGGUUAGCAUUCCAAGCACUUGGGGACAUUGCUUUUGCCUAUCCAUACUCCAUAAUUCUCCUGGAGAUACAGGAUACUCUGAAGUCAACUCCACCAGAAAACAAGACCAUGAAGAAGGCUUCAAUAUUUGCAAUCCUUAUUACAACUUUUUUCUACCUUUGCUGUGGAUGUUUUGGAUAUGCAGCCUUUGGCAAUGAUACACCCGGAAAUCUCUUGACAGGAUUUGGAUUCUAUGAGCCUUUCUGGCUAGUUGACUUUGCUAAUGCUUGCAUUGUUCUUCAUUUAGUGGGCGGAUAUCAGAUUUUUAGCCAGCCGGUGUUCGCCUUUUUUGAAAGAUGGUUUACUCAGAAAUAUCCAAACAGUGUAUUUGUGAACAAGUUUUUCACCUUCAAGCUCCCAUCAUUACCACCCUUGAAAGUAAAUCUUUUCAGGAUAUGCUUCAGAACAGUCUAUGUAGUGUCCACUACUGCAAUUGCAAUGAUUUUCCCUUACUUCAACCAAGUGUUGGGAGUGUUGGGGGCCUUCAACUUCUGGCCAUUGGCCAUAUAUUUUCCUGUGGAAAUGUAUUUUGUGCAGAAGAAAAUUAUUCCCUGGACAAGAAAAUGGAUUGUGCUUAGGACAUUCAGCAUCAUUUGCUUGUUUAUUACCAUAGCCGGCUUAAUUGGAUCGAUUGAAGGACUUAUAAGUGCCAGAUUCGGUUGAAGAAAACCGCAUAUCAUGUUAUUCCUGAUUCCAGAAGUUGAAAUAGUAUCAUAAUCCUGAACUUGAGAUUGAAUCAUAAUCAUUGUAAUUAGAUCAGGGUGUGUGUAUAUAUAUUAAGUCAGGAGGAAAUUCUGUUACAGUAUUGUUUUAAAAUGCUGUGAAGUUGCAUCAAUGUCAAAAUGCCCUUAGUUCAA
This is a messenger RNA of Mangifera indica (mango), 2611 nucleotides long. Its product is annotated as probable amino acid permease 7. The transcript has 11 exons. The record is from RefSeq and is a predicted model, not a curated record. Lineage: Eukaryota; Viridiplantae; Streptophyta; Magnoliopsida; Sapindales; Anacardiaceae. Bases 1041 to 2417 code for a protein of 458 amino acids. Gene Ontology annotation, cellular component: plasma membrane.